Molecule: messenger RNA, 6616 nt
Organism: Porites lobata
Lineage: Eukaryota; Metazoa; Cnidaria; Anthozoa; Scleractinia; Poritidae
Source: the annotation of a GenBank genome assembly
AUGGAGGAAGAAAGCGAUGCGAUAAUUUUCACCUGCAAUGACCAUCUUCUAAAGACCUUCAAGAAAAUGGAUGGCUUUCGGAAAAAUUCUAAACUUUCUGACAUCGUUUUAGUUGUCGGGGAGAAAAGAAUUGAGGCGCAUAGACUUGUCCUUGCCGCUUUCAGUGAUUAUUUUAGCGCCAUGUUUACUGGCGAUCUUUCCGAAAAUAAAAAAGAUGUCGUGCAUUUGACGGACAUGGACCCGCAAGCUGUAGAGGCUCUGAUAAAGUACGCUUAUACGUCUCAUAUAGAAAUACGAGUGGACAAUGUAGAAAACCUGCUUUCAGUUUCUUGCAUCUUACAGAUUGACGAAGUUAAAGAAGCCUGUUCAGAAUUCAUGAAACAUCAACUUCAUCCUUCAAACUGCCUUGGUAUUCGCGCAUUUGCCGAUGGUCAUGGUUGCAAUGAACUUUUCAAGGUAGCCGAUGCUUACACCAAAGAACGCUUUCCUGACGUUGUGAAAAGCCAAGAAUUUGUGCUUCUAAGCGGCGAAUGCGUGGCGCAGCUUUUAUCAAGCGACGAGUUAAACGUAACUUCGGAAUCGCAAAUUUUUGACGCAUUAGAAAAAUGGGCGGAACACGAUGAAGAACAUAGGAAAAAAUUCUUGGCAAGAUUGUUGGGACUUGUUCGUCUUCCUUUAUUGGAGCCCGACUUUCUUGUUGAUCGAGUGGAAAUGUCACCGCUGUUUCGAGAUAUAGGCCCUUGCCGGGAACUCAUUAUCGAAGCCAUGAAAUACCAGCUUCUACCGAAAAGACGUUUUCAACUACAAAACUCAAGAACAAUUCCAAGACGAUCCACGGUGGGAAAACUUUUUGUCGUAGGUGGUAAGUCAAGCUGUAAUCAAAUAUAACAGAAGUGAGCAUAAUGUUUUUUUGUUAUCUGUAAAAUCUUGUAUUCUUAGCUCGAUCGGCAAUAUGAAAAUGUCAAAUGGUUGACAUAUAAGUGGAUAUGUUGAUUCAUGUCAUGACUGUACGUGUUGGAGUACGGUAACUUAAUUUAAUGUGAAAAAAAUGUCGGAACUGAAGGAUUCAGCUGGAAGUUAAUUUCAAACAUGACAAUUAUGUCUCUUUGAAAGCGCUACUGCGAAAGGAAAUGCACUUGAAUGGUCAUGUAUUGAUCGAGAAAACAAAAACCUUUUGUUCGACCUUACGUGCAAAGCAUUUUUAUAAGUGGUUUAUCUAGGCGGGCUUAGAAAAUUGACAAAUACUUGGAAGUCUCACGUUCCAAUUUCUUGGGGGUCAACUGUGUAACUCUGUAUGUCGCAAUAAAACACUUCAAUCAAGUAUUUUAUCUUGCAAAAAGAAGAAAUAGCUUAUUAACUACAGCCAGGAGCUGCUCAUUCUGGUAAAUAAUAUCAAGCAAAUUUAGUUAUUUUAUUAUUGAUUUAUAUAUUUAAGCUAACAGUUUUAUAAUAAACCAGUGCUAUAAUGCAUGAUAUGGACAUGCUAUAAAGGAACAAAAGGCUCUUUUCUCCCUAAUUUAGGUAUGGAUUCCUCAAAAGGAGCAAUCCAAAUUGAGCAAUAUGACCCUCGCAAGAACCAGUGGUCAGUGGUGUCGCCAAUGGUAACCAGAAGGCUACAGUUUGAUGUUGCAGUACUAAAUGGUAGCCUUUAUGUUGUUGGGGGCAGAGAUGGGCUAAAGACAUUGAAUACUGUGGAGUGUUAUAAUCCAAGGACAAGACAAUGGAGCCCUGUACCAUCCAUGAGUACCCAUCGCCAUGGUUUGGGUGUAGCAACGCUGAGUGGACCUUUGUAUGCAGUAGGGGGUCAUGAUGGAUGGUCAUACUUGAGUACAGUUGAGAGGUAAAUUAUGCAAUAAUAAUGGCGAUGAUGAUUAUGACAUCAAUGAUGAUGGUGAUAUAGACAAUAAUAUUUAUUUUGUGAAAGGUUUGAACCCAGGAGUCAUCUCAAAAGUAGGUUGAAUUUGAUCGUCCGGGUGAACGUAGGGCUGUUGUUGUUGACAAUUUGACUAACAAUAUAGGACUGUUUAACUGUGACAAUAGGCAGAUCGAAAUGCACCAAUUACUUUAGUCUUAUAUAAACACCACAUGAACUUGACUGAAGGCGACCAAUAACAUGGUGAUUAAUUGACCAAUCAGAUCGGUGAGUAUUUACCAUAAACUGAAGAAUACAACUUAUUUUCACUCUGAAGAUGAUACCAAGGUUUUUGUCACUGUCAACAACAACAGUCCUAUUCAGGACUUUGUUGACCCGGACAAUCAAAUUCAACCUACUUUUGGAAUAAUAUUUAUUUUCUUUGCCUGUCACCAAUGUAAAAAUGAUAAUGAUGAUGAUGAUGAUAUGGCCUGAUUGUCAGGAAGACCAUGAUCUCUGGUUUCCACUUCCAUUAGCUGCAAAAAAGAAAACAUUAAUUUAAGUUUAAAAAGACUAGAGGAGUUCCGUUAGUGUUACAAUAUUUCUUUCUACACAGAUUUGAUCCAGAGACAAAACAGUGGAAUUUUAUAGCGCCCAUGACUACAGCUCGCAGCACUGUUGGUGUUGCUGUUCUUAACGGCAGGCUGUAUGCUGUUGGAGGGAGGGAUGGGUCUGCAUGCCUUAAUUCAGUUGAGAGUUAUGAUCCUCACACUAACAAAUGGACAGUGAAUUGUCCCAUGCUAAAGAGAAGAGGAGGUGAGAAAUGAAUUGGCUACACGCUUUAUCAAUAGAUUUUGAUUUUAGAUUGUUUUGUUCCCUCACGGUGUCUAUUUGGCUAAAUCCCUUCCCCUGGAGUAUGUGGUUAUUUAAUUGACUAUAAAGAGGUAAAAAGUAGUGUUGGGAAAUGGCCAAGAUUAAAUAAUCAAUCUCUGGAAAUAACUGGAUUGAACCAACCCAUGGACAGAGAAAACUCUUGUGUGCAAGUCAAAGAAAAUAAUAUAAACUAUGUGGGAAACUUUUUUUAAUGACAAUCAGUUUGUGAACAAAACAGAACCCUUACAAAUCAAUUGAGAGAGCUUGGAGCAUGGCCGUUGGAAUGGAAACAUACAAAAUAUUGUACCAGAAAAGGGUCAUCAAUGGAAUAUAGCUGCAUUUCGAGCACAUUAAAAAUACAACACAGGCUUUAUUACUUUUACUUGUCAAUAAUUAUAUUUUUUAUUUUUCCACAAUAAUCUAUCGAACAGGUUCCAUAAUCAAUAAUCGCAUUGCUUAAGGUUUGCCAUCAGUGAUCAAUAUUAUCAUAAUAUUAUUGAAAAAAAGGUUGUGUGGUAAGAAAGGAACUAAGAUGUAUGAGUUCAGUAAACAUUCCUCUGUUGAAAACUUUCUCCAGCAAUUGCAUUUUGUCAGAUUAGGAUUAAUGAGAAUGCUUGUUCAUAGGAGCUCCGUGUUGUACAACCUUCUUGAGAUCAACUAAAGUAAAAUUAAUGCUUGAUGGUCCUAUUAUAUAGUUAUACAAUCUGGUGAGCUAAGUGACCUCAUUGUUAAUUAUGGUGCCAUAGGUGUGGGAGUGGCUGUUCUUGAUAAUUUCCUGUAUGCCAUGGGAGGUCAUGAUGCCCCUGCAAGCCAGGACUGCUCACGUCAGUUUGACUCUGUGGAGAGAUACAACCCUAACACAGACCAAUGGACUAUGGUUGCACCCAUGAUUAACUGCCGAGAUGCUGUCGGAGCAGCUUGUCUUGGUGACAGACUGUAUGCCAUUGGGGGAUAUGAUGGCUCCAAGUAUUUAAGUGCUGUAGAAUGUUAUGAUCCAGAAAAGAAUAAGUGGGAAGAAGUUGCUUCUCUGAACUGUGGCCGAGCUGCUGCUUGUGUUGUUGCUGUGCCAAGUAAAGCUAAUCAGUGAUUAUAAUUUUUUUGGGAUUGUCUUUGACUGUUAGUACAGUUGUAGUAAUAUAGUUAAUGUGGUGGUGUUUUCUAUAAAAACUAUAGGUUUGAAAAUAUUACUUCAGUCCCGAAGAAGACCUUGCUGAUACAGGGUUUUUCUCGUUUUAUCUUGGUCAUUUAAGUCUUCAUAUUACCGCUAUUAUAAAGGCUCUAACUUCAAUCAUCAACAGAGAUGCCUAAAAACGUAGUUGUUUGAAAGCCCAAAUUACAGUGUGCAAAGAAAGUCAGUUUUACAAUUUGCCAUUCGGACAAGCUGUAACUAGCAUGUACUAGCCGAAAAGUCAUUUCAAAUAGCCCCCCCAAAAUUUUGAUGAGCAGGAUUGAUUACAGAUCUUCUGCAAUUUGAAUACCCUCAUAAAACAUCACUUGCCUGUUGAGCAAGUUAAGAACAGAAUCCACUAGCCCAACAGCAAACUCCACAAGCCCUGGGUUAUCAGACACUACUUUCUUUGCGCCCUGCAUUAUCUGAUAGGCUUUUUAUUUUGUUUACUUUUGUUUUGAAAAGUUUACACUACUAAACUUUGCAGUCUAAUUGCAUGUUUUUUGAAAUUGCUGGGUUUUAUAAGUUCUCCAGUCAUUAGGGCACACUGCAUCAAAGGUGAAUGUAAGCCUUUAUUUAGAAAUAAAUUUUGUAUUAUACAGUUGAAGAGAUGCUAAUUAGACCAAAAUUCUACAAUUUUUGAACAGCCUUUCCUGAUUAUUAUUUAUUUAUUUAUUUGCUUUAAGAUUACAUAUUAAAUUUCAAACAAUGACAAUAACUUUAUAACGCCAAAACUAUAUUUUAUUGAAAAUCAAAAGAAAUUGAUGCAAUAGUAAGUGAUAACAUUGUGUACAGGCCUUAGCAUAAUAUUUUGUGGCUUUGAAAACUUUCUUUCCAAUUUUUUUUUUUUAGAAUUUAAUAUCUCAAUAUAUAUUUUUAUUUAUUUAUAUUUUUGUGAUGAAAAUUUGAGCCAGGUUUUGUGUUAUUAUUUGGUGACAAAUGGUGAAUUAGAGACUUUUUGAGACUUCAACAGAGGGCUUCUUUCCAACAAGUGCAAGACUUUAAACUUUUUGAAUUGCAACACACCAAGACUUAAUAGUCUGCUAAAUUUGGCCCCAAUAAUUCAACACUCUCUCAGACUUUUCCAGUCAAAUUGCCCAUUGAAAUUCCAAAAAGUUGAGAAAAUAACUAGCUUCUUUCUAGUGACAUAGCAGGAAACCAGCUUUUAUGCAAACGAAGCAAAAUUCAAUAUUUUGAGAAUUCCUUAGCCUUCCAAAGAAACAACACAAAGCAGAUACAUAAAAAACAAAUUGAAACUCUGAGACCUUCAGAACUGCCCCAAAAAUGAUACUAAAAAAGGAAUAAAGAGGCAAACACCUUCAAAUUUGACUCAAAUUUUGUCAAACUCUUGUUAUUUUGGAAAUGCCAUUUACAAGCUGCCUUAUAAAUAGGCCUUGUUUAUAUUUCUCUUGGGAUUUCUAAUCAUCCCAAGAGAAAUGAUUGAAAACAAUGCUUAUGCAAAAGUGUUCAGGGAAAGCAUUAUGGUAUUUUUUGAUGAAGGCCUAUUAUGGGAAAAUAAUAAAGUUUUCACAACAAAAAUUAUGCUGAGGUAAAACACAAGACUUGAUUCUGGUGGCUGUUUUCAUGCACACUAGUUAUAACAACAUUACCAAUUUUAAUAUUAUUGCCCUGGUAAGAACAUAGCCAGUAAAAUGUACAGAAAAGUUUAUUGAUUAGGUUUUGCAAUUUUAAUCAGUGAUGAACAUUACUUGCAUUGGUGAUUCCUGUGUAUGAAUGAUGCAUGGCAAUUAAAGCAUGAAUAUUCUAGUAGAUCCUUUGCUGUUUGAUGUCAAAAAGUUGGACAUAUUCUUGUAACCCCAAACUUAACAAGUUGGGCACAUGUAGAUCAUUUCAACCCAGACAAAGUUUUGAGAAGUUUUCAAUUUUGGCAUUUUAUGCUGAAAAAGAAAUAACUGUAAUGACCAAUAUUAAAGUACUGCUGAAGAGUUGUGAUCAUAUGAAUUUGAAUGGUCACACCAGCGUAUUUCACCCGCAGACGCAAGUGUCAAAAAUGUUAAAAAACUACUCUUAAGGAGGUCUCAUUUGAAUGGUCACACUAGCAGAUUUUCUUUACAGACUCAUGAGUAAGAAGGAGCAUAGGAAAUCAAAUAAGUCAGUCAACUAUCUACAAGAUGGACACCUUGUGUUGGUCCUUUUUCAGUUCUUAGUCACUUGACAUCUGUUACAUAAUGCUGUAGAGAAACAAACAGUCAAUAGGGUCCCUGUUUAGAUGGUGUCUGUCUUCUACAGAGUUAUCCUGCUAGCUAGCUCUCCAUUUAUGAUGAGUGAAGAAAAUUGUGUGAGAAUGCACAAAGGAGCGGUGAAGCACUCGCAUCUCCUUUCGUGUGCUGCUCUCUUGUGACUUCUCGCAACUCCCCUAAGUGGAGAGCUCGCUAGGAGGCUAUCAUAGAGUAAACUGACUUUGCCAAAAGUGAAUUGCUGAGAAUGUUUUGUUGGAAUAGUCCCACAAUGGGAUUUCACCCACAAAUUAAAAAAAUAGACUCUACAUUCCAAUCAAGAUUGCCUUUAGAGGUGAAAGGGUUGACAUUACUUGACUAAAUAAUUAUUACUCAUACCAGUUCUUGUUCAAAAACGUAUCCUUUAUUGGCUGAAUAUAGCAUCCACAAUCAGCUAAUUUGUAUGUGGUGACAUACAAUAAUAAUAUUUUUCAUCUUUCAUUAAUGCCAGCAUGCAGACCUCUAUUCACAGAUUUUUCAUUGCAC